CGUCCUCACGGGACGUCCGUAUCCGACCUUCGACGCCACAAUGGCGGACGUUCCGGUCGCCCGUCGCGGACGUCCGACCGGACGUCCGCCAUUGGAGAUGCUCUUAGCAUUUUAAAUUACGGCUGUUGAUCCUCCUGUUUUGGCUUGGAUUGGCGUAAUCGUAACUGGCUUAUUGAUUCUAAUGAUCAGGUACACCAACGGUUUUGCCCAAAUUCCUGAAAACACCGUCAAAAAUCAAUUUUUAACAACUUUGUAAUUUUAGGAAAAAUAACCUAAAUUUUAAGAGUAAUUCCAACUAAUUCAUGUAAAUUAGAACGAAACUGAAAAGCGCGGGAAACAAAAGGGGCUUUAGGGUUUUUUUAACGAUAGUGUAGAGUGAAAGCGAUCGUUGUUUCCUUUUGCUCUUCGAUGGACGGCAAAGAUGAACGAUCAUCGGAGAUGGUGGCGCCGAUCGCCGUCGAUCUGAGCAGAGGCGGUGCCGCGGCGAACCUGACGGGGAAGGUGCAUCAGCUGCCGUGCUGCAUCAAGCACGAUGGCCCCACCCCUGUCUCUCACUACUUCAAGCCCAAACCCACUGAAAUGGAGGUAGAUGGGCUAAAAGUGGAAGAAGCGCACUUCCGAGGGAGGAAAUUGCACGGAACCACUGUUGCUCUUCCAAGUGGCUAUUCUGGCUUCAUCCUAGGAAAGAAAGGUCAUGAUCAAGGGAAUGAUGGCACGAAUUUGCACUGCUGGGAGACAGCUGCGACUUUUGAAGAUAUCACGAUCUGGAAUCAUGACGCGAUCCCCUCAAAAGAUGAUGCAUUCUUGCGCGCCUUUCAUUGGUUCACCGCUGCCAAUGCUCUGCAUCAAACUGUAACUGCUGAAGAUCUGGAAUCCGCGUGCAUUGACUAGGAGCUGGUUUGAUUUUUCUUAGCUAAAUAUAGAUUAUGGUGACAACUUGACUAGGCAGGUAUGUGCUUUCAAUUUGUCUAUGUCUUACAAUAUACACAAUAUGAUUCUCCAUCAAUAAUUUCUCUGUUAAGUAUGGCUUGAUUCUCUUUCUUUUUCUUUUGCUUUUUGAAUAAAUAAGUGUUUUAAGUUAUGCUUUCCACCAGUAAGACAAGUGGACCUACUAGCGCGAAAAUUUGAAUGGAAAGUAGUCGAAGUCUGCGGUUUAUAGCUCUAGAAGAAAUAGUGGCCGGCUCUUUAGUAUAGAUGCAUUAAGCUUACUGCUCCACUACGUUUAUUUAUUCUCAAUUCCUUUGAAGCAUAUCUUAAAUUGUUUAUCUUGUGUAGAAAUACUUGUGACUUGAUGCAAUGGAUGAAGCUACUUUGAUCAAAAUACUAUAAUCAGCAUCUAUAGGCUGUGUGUGUGUAGGAGAUGAAUGUGUGGGGGUUUGUUGGUGGUGGGGUUGAGACGAGGAGAUCCUCUGUUCGAAAAUCUCAUUCCGUCUCCUCUUCCAACUACAGGAUUCCCGCUGUGUAUUUAAAAUUAUCCUUACAUUUUGCUCGUAGUUUUGGAAGGCCGACAGUUGGAGUAGGAGAUUCCUUUAACUAUAAAGUUGUAUGAUGAUAGCGAUUUGUGUAAUUUUAUUUACUCCAUAAUUUAUACAGAUUUUAAAUGUCCGGGCUGACAAUUUGAUUUAAACGUGAUGAUUCAGUUUGUUAGUUUAUUUUGUGGACCCAAGCUUUACAGAACUCAAUUGUUAUCAUGUACAGUGAAAAUUUGGACGAUUUGAAUGCAUUUUAGCAGAUUUCAUUA
This is a messenger RNA of Salvia splendens (bonfire salvia), 1741 nucleotides long. Its product is annotated as ribonuclease H2 subunit C-like. Bases 409 to 891 code for a protein of 160 amino acids. The transcript is spliced from 4 exons. The record is from RefSeq and is a predicted model, not a curated record. NCBI's taxonomy places the organism in Eukaryota, Viridiplantae, Streptophyta, Magnoliopsida, Lamiales, Lamiaceae. Gene Ontology annotation, cellular component: ribonuclease H2 complex. Gene Ontology annotation, biological process: RNA catabolic process.